Molecule: messenger RNA, 1453 nt
Organism: Panicum virgatum (switchgrass)
Lineage: Eukaryota; Viridiplantae; Streptophyta; Magnoliopsida; Poales; Poaceae
Product: BTB/POZ and MATH domain-containing protein 1-like
Exons: 2
Coding region: 1-1188 (395 amino acids)
Biological process (GO): protein ubiquitination
Molecular function (GO): protein binding
Source: RefSeq, a predicted model, not a curated record
AUGCCUCGCCGCGCCGGCUCAGCUCGGGCGGCAGUCCGGUUCACCCCAAUAGGAUUGCCCGCAGCUGCAACGGCGCAUCCCGAGUUCGCCGCAGCAGUCGCCGACGGCGUGCCCUGGGGCUACCCGGUCUCCGCCGCCGGCUCCUCCUCGGCCAUCGUCGCCGCCGGCGCGAGCGGCUCCCACGUGCUGAGGAUCGAGGGCUACUCGCGCACCAAGGCCGCCGUCCCCAACGGCAAGUACGUCGAGUCCAGCCCCUUCCGCGCCGCCGGCCACACCUGGACCAUCAAGUACUACCCCAACGGCAACAACUCGAGGGCCGCCGGCUGCAUAUCGCUCUUCCUCGUCCUCAAGGAUCCCGUCGCCGACCACCUCAUGGUCCAGUUCUGGUUCAGCUUCCUCGACCAGGUGGACCAGCAAACGCCGGCCUACCUCGGCACCAUCCCGCCGAGCAAGUUCAAGGCCGACGACUCCUGGGGCCACAACGACUUCAUCAGGAGCGAGAACCUAGAGCUGUCGGGGUACCUCAAGGACGACAGCUUCACCGUCAGGUGCGACAUGAUCGUCGCCGGCGAGAUCCGCACCGAGGGUACCGGCCCCUCCGUCGUGGUGCCGCCAUCCGACUGCCUGCAGCACCUCGGUGCUCUCCUCCUGAGCGGGCAGGGCGCUGACGUGCAGUUCCUUGUCGGCGGCAAGACGUUCUCGGCGCACCGCUGUGUGCUCGCGGCGCGGUCGCGCGUCUUCAACGCGCAGCUCUUCGGCGCCAUGAGAGAGGGCACUGCCUGGGAGGACUCGGUUAUUCAGAUCGAUGACAUGGCACCUCAGGUGUUCGAGAAUUUGCUCCAUUUCGUCUACACCGACUCGCUCCUGGAGAUGGAGGGGCUAGGUGAGGCCGCAGCCGCCGCGGCGAUGGCGCAGCAUUUGCUCGAAGCUGCGGACAGGUACGACAUGCAGAGGCUCAAGCUGGUGUGCGAGGACAGGCUGUGCCGGCACAUUGACGUGAGCACGGUGGCGACCACGCUGGCGUUGGCGGAGCAGCACCACUGCCAAGGGCUGAAGGAGUCGUGCUACGAGUUCCUCAGGUCUUCGAAGACGCUGAAUGAGGUCAUGGAGACCGAUGGCUUCCAGCAUCUGGUGGAAAGCUGCCCUUCUGCUUUGCUUGAGCUGAUGUCCAAGCUUGCUGAGCGUUGAUAUAUAUACCAUGAUGAAGAGCAAAUGGAAGCCAUGAUCUAUCACGGGUCUGCGUAGACCCAGGAUUUUUACAAUUAUUGCCAGUGUCCGGAGAGAUCACUUGUGAGUGGUUUGCUAUCUCAUACCCUGUUCUAGUGUAGUUGUAUGUGUGUGCACUGUGUAGUCAUGCACAAAAUGCUGUGCAGGUCAUCGUGUCAUUUGCGGAUCCCUUUUAAACUCUGAUGCAUGCAGGAACAGAAAUGCUGUUGUGAUCAGCAUUCAGCUC